Molecule: messenger RNA, 2133 nt
Organism: Solanum tuberosum (potato)
Lineage: Eukaryota; Viridiplantae; Streptophyta; Magnoliopsida; Solanales; Solanaceae
Product: probable leucine-rich repeat receptor-like protein kinase At1g35710
Exons: 3
Coding region: 67-2133 (688 amino acids)
Molecular function (GO): protein binding
Source: RefSeq, a predicted model, not a curated record
UACAAUAUAAAAUCCUAUGAACCCUCCACAAUUAGUUCAUUGAAAUCCAAAAUAGUAAACUAAAAUAUGAUGAUGUCUCCCAGCAAAAUAUUCUCUUUACUUCAGUUUUUUACUCUUUCAUAUCUCCAUUCAGUUACUUUUGCUUCAGUCGAGGAAGCAACUUCCCUCCUGAAAUGGAAAUCAACUUUCAAGAACCAGAACAACUCCUUAUUUGCUUCAUGGACACCAAGUUCUAACUCAUGCAGGGAUUGGUAUGGAGUUAUAUGCUUUAACGGUAGAGUAAACAUGUUGAAUAUUACAAAUACUAGUGUCAUUGGUACACUCGAUGAUUUUCCAUUUUCUUCUCUUCCUUUUCUUGAAUAUCUUGAUCUUAGCAUGAACAACUUCUCUGGCACCAUUCCAACUGAUGUUGGUGAACUCACUAAUCUUAUUUAUCUUGAUUUGUCGAGGAAUCAGAUUUCAGGUACAGUACCACCACAAAUCGGCUCACUAGCCAAGCUUCAAAUCCUCCAUAUGUUUGACAACCAUUUAAAUGGUUUCAUUCCUGAAGAAAUAGGUCAUCUAAAGUCUCUUACUGAGCUAGCGUUGAGUUUUAACACUCUUAAUGGUUCUAUUCCGGCUUCAUUGUGGAAUUUGACCCGCUUGUCUAUCCUGCAUCUUAAUAAUAAUCACCUUUACGGAUCUAUUCCGGAAGAAAUAGGUUACCUAAGGUCUCUUACUGAGAUAGAUUUGAGUUCUAACACUCUUGAUGGUUCUAUUCCAACUUCAUUGGGAAAUUUGACCAGCUUGUCCCUUUUGUAUCUUUAUGAUAAUCACCUUUCUGGCCCUAUUCCUGAAGAAAUAGGUUACCUAAGGUUUCUUACUGAUCUGCGGUUGUACAAUAACUCUCUUAAUGGUUCUAUUCCUGCUUCAUUGGGGAAUUUGACCAACUUGUCUGUUCUGUAUCUUUAUGAUAAUCACCUUUCUGGCCCUAUCCCUGAAGAAAUACGUUACCUGUGGUCUCUUGAUCAGCUAAGUUUGAAGAAUAACUCUCUUGAUGGUUCUAUUCCUGCUGCAUUGGGGAAUUUGACCAACUUGUUCCUUUUGUAUCUUUAUGAUAAUCACCUUUCUGGCCCUAUCCCUGAAGAAAUAGGUUACCUGUGGUCUCUUGAUCAGCUAAGUUUGAAGAAUAACUCUCUUGAUGGUUCUAUUCCUGCUGCAUUGGGGAAUUUGAGUUUUAACACUCUUAAUGGUUCUAUUCCUGCUUCAUUGGGGAAUUUGAACAACUUGUCCCUUCUGUAUCUUUAUGAUAAUCACCUUUCUGGCCUUAUUCCUGAAGAAAUAGGUUACCUAAGGUCUCUUACUGAUCUGCGGUUGUACAAUAACUCUCUUAAUGGUUCUAUUCCUGCUUCAUUGGGGAAUUUGAACAACUUGUCCCUUCUGUAUCUUUAUGAUAAUCACCUUUCUGGCCUUAUUCCUGAAGAAAUAGGUUACCUAAGGUCUCUUACUGAUCUGCGGUUGUACAAUAACUCUCUUAAUGGUUCUAUUCCUGCUUCAUUGGGGAAUUUGAACAACUUGUCCCUUCUGUAUCUUUAUGAUAAUCACCUUUCUGGCCUUAUUCCUGAAGAAAUAGGUUACCUAAGGACUCUUACUGAUCUGCAGUUGUCCAAUAAUUCUCUUAAUGGUUCUAUACCUGCUUCAUUGGGGAAUUUGACCAACUUGUCUGUCUUGUACCUUGAUGGUAAUCACCUUUCUGGCCCUAUUCCUGAAGAAAUAGGUUACCUAAGGUUUCUUACUGAUCUACAGUUGUACGAGAACUCUCUUAAUGGUUCUAUUCCUGCUUCAUUGGGGAAUUUGAGAAACUUGCAAGUUCUGUCUCUCCAUAAAAACAAUCUGAUUGAGGAAAUUCCUUCAGCUAUUUGCAAUUUAACAUCAUUGGUAAUCCUGUAUUUGUCGAGAAACAACUUGAAAGGAGAAAUUCUGCCAUGUUUUGGUAAUAUCAGUGCCCUCCAGUAUGUGAUGAUGCUGUAUCUCCGCCUGUUUCAGCUUUCUGAGACUUUUGUGUCUUCGUACUGUUUUGUGGAAGCUUCUGAAACUCGAACAAAGAUGAAGGCCGACUCAAAAAAAAGGAGUGAAGGAGAGAGUCCCGAUUGA